AUGGUCGGUUUAACUUCUUCAAGUGGGAUAAUUGCCUUACUCGACGAACCGGAGGAAGAACUUAAAAUAUAUGCAUUGGAAAAAUUAAACACUCUUGUUGAUCAAUUUUGGGCAGAGAUCUCGGAUGCAAUCGCUAAAAUUGAAGUUCUUUAUGAAAACGAAUAUUUCUCUCAUAGACAAUUAUCUGCUUUGGUUGCUUCGAAGGUUUAUUAUCAUCUCGGAGAAUUUGAUGAUUCUCUGAUUUUUGCUUUGGGAGCUGGUGAUUUAUUCGAUUCAUCAUCCAAGUCAGAAUAUGUCGAGACUAUAAUAUCCAAAUGUAUCGACAAAUAUAUCACCUUACGCGUUAAACAAUCUGAAGAUCCCGCGGGCGGUCACGAAAUAGAUCCUCGCUUGCAAGAUGUUGUUGAACGAAUGUUUAAACGAUGUUACGAUGACGGAGAGUUCAAACAAGCUAUUGGAAUCGCCUUGGAAUCUCGUCGUUUGGACAUAAUUAAAGAAAUAAUAUCUAAAGGUCAAACCUCAGAACCUCUUGCUUAUGUUUUGGAAGUUAGCAUGACUUUAGUACAAAAUUUAGAUUUCAGAAAUAAGGUUUUACGAUUGUUAGUUGAAUUAUAUCAGAAUCUGGAUGAACCAGAUUAUGUUUCAAUUAGUCAAUGCUUCGUGCAUCUUAAUGAUCCUGUUUUGGCAGCCGAAAUGUUACAAGAUUUAGUUAAUAAAGAUAAUGAGUAUUAUCUGUUAAUGGCUUAUCAAAUCGCGUUCGAUCUUGAGGAAAGUGCUACUCAAGAAUUUCUCCAUAAGGUUGUUAGCGGAUUGCCAGUUGUAACGUUUCAUCACGAAAGACAAGAUUCUGAAGCAAUGGAAACGGAUGAAAGUGAAAUACAACCUGUAAAUCCGUCAGAUGAAAAAUAUGCACGGAUUCGCGGUAUAUUAUCAGGAGAAGAAUCGAUUAGGUUACAUUUGGAAUUUCUAUAUCGUAAUAAUCAUACAGAUUUACUUAUAUUAAAAAAUACUAAGAAUGCGUUAGAGUCGCGAAAUUCGGUUUAUCAUUCAGCAGUCACAUUUGCCAACGCAUUUAUGAAUGCUGGUACGACAAGCGAUGAAUUUCUUCGCCAAAAUCUUGAGUGGCUUUCACGUGCCACUAACUGGUCAAAAUUCAGUGCAACAGCAGCUCUUGGUGUUAUACACAAGGGUCAUUUAUCUCAAGGUCUUACUUUGUUACAACCAUAUUUACCACAAGAAGGCGCGAGUGGAAGUUCAUAUUCAGAAGGAGGAUCUCUAUUUGCUUUGGGAUUGAUUCAUGCAAAUCACGGUGCAGGAGUUUUGGAUUAUUUGAGAAAUGCUUUGAAAAAUACUCAAACCGAAGUUUUACAACAUGGGGCAUGCCUUGGUCUUGCAGCUGCAGGAAUGGCUACAGGAAAUGAUGAAAUAUAUGAGGAACUUAAGAAUGUACUUUUUACCGAUAGCGCUGUAGCGGGUGAGGCUGCUGGCUUAGCUAUGGGACUUGUUAUGCUUGGAACCGCUUCCAACAAAGCAAUAGAUGAAAUGCUUCAAUAUGCGCAUGAAACUCAACACGAAAAAAUUAUCAGAGGCUUAGCAAUUGGUAUAUCAUUAAUUAUGUAUGGUAAAGAAGAAGCCGCUGAUGUUUUAGUUGACCAGCUUGCUAGUGAUAAGGAUCCCAUUUUACGUUACGGUGGUAUUUAUACUGUUGCAAUGGCUUAUUGUGGUACCGGAAAUAAUAAAGCUAUACGUCGCUUAUUACAUGUGGCCGUUAGUGAUGUCAAUGACGACGUACGUCGUGCUGCUGUUACAGCACUUGGGUUUAUUCUUUUUAGAACACCUAAGCAAGUACCUCGAAUUGUUCAAUUAUUAUCAGAGAGUUAUAAUCCUAAUGUGCGAUAUGGUGCCACUUUAGCAUUAGGUAUUUCAUGCGCAGGAACUGGAUUGAUGGAAGCUAUCGAACUUUUAGAGCCUAUGACUAAAGAUCCUGUUGAUUAUGUACGACAAGGGGCAUUUAUCUCUCUUGCAAUGAUAUUGAUGCAACAAAAUGACACUACCAAUACGAAGGUAUCGUCAACGCGUAAAUUAUAUGAAAAAAUCAUAAAUGAUAAACAUGAAGAUGCGAUGGCUAAGUUUGGAGCUGUUCUUGGUCAAGGAAUAAUCGAUGCAGGAGGAAGAAAUGUCACCAUAUCUUUACAAUCACGAACUGGUCAUUCCAAUAUGCCCGCUAUCGUUGGAAUGGCUGUAUUCACACAAUUCUGGUAUUGGUUUCCAUUGACACAUUUUCUCAGUUUAUCAUUAACCCCUACAGCAAUUAUUGGGUUAAAUAAGGAGUUAAAGAUUCCAAAAUUCGAAUUCAUAUCCAACGCAAAACCUUCACUAUUUGCUUACCCCGCCACCACUAAGCCUCCCACUACGAAUGUUGUUGAGAAGGUGGCGACUGCAGUUCUCUCCACGACAGCGAAAGCAAAAGCAAGAGCAAAGAAAUCCGAAAAAGAGAAAGGAACGGCGGACAUGGAUGUUAUGGAUACAACGGACGACAAAAAAGAUACUUCGGAUCAAGCUAAAAAGGAAGAGGAUAAGGAUGAAACUAAAGAUGACAAAAAAGGAAAAAAGAAAAAGGAGGAUUCAUACGAAAUCCUCGAGAAUAUGGCACGUGUAUUACCGGCACAGUUGCAAUAUAUUUCGUUCCCAGAAAAUUCUCGUUACGUCCCUAUAAAAAAGGGAAUUGUUGGUGGAAUAUUAAUGAUGAUUGAUAAAUCACCAGGAGAACCUGAAGAGCUCAUUUUGCCGAGUACGCCAGUUGCCACAGAAGUGAAUGAAGAAGAGGAAGCACCACCGCCAGAACCUUUUGAAUACCCGUUUGAUGACGUUAAAAAAUCAUAA
Molecule: messenger RNA, 2883 nt
Organism: Diversispora eburnea
Lineage: Eukaryota; Fungi; Glomeromycota; Glomeromycetes; Diversisporales; Diversisporaceae
Source: the annotation of a GenBank genome assembly